This is a messenger RNA of Salvia hispanica, 4039 nucleotides long. RefSeq names its product putative disease resistance protein RGA4. Gene Ontology annotation, molecular function: ADP binding. NCBI's taxonomy places the organism in Eukaryota, Viridiplantae, Streptophyta, Magnoliopsida, Lamiales, Lamiaceae. The record is from RefSeq and is a predicted model, not a curated record.
ACCAUUUCCAUUUCUAAACAUUCAAAUCUUAUCCAUUUCUAUUUACUCCUAAAGCUCUCUCUUCCUUUCACUGCACCAAUAGACCAUUCCUAAACACUAACCCUUCUCACUCAAACAAUUAUCAGCUCAAAGAGUUCUUACUUGUGUAAGGUUUCAACUUUCAAAAAAGAAUCAGCAAAACUGAUUGUGCUUUGGGUACCCUCCAGGAAUUCUUGAACAAUGCAGAGAAGCGUACCACUUCCGGUGGAUCUGUCAACUGGUGGCUCAAAAGCUUGCAAAUGUGGCCUUCGAUGCUGACAACGUUUUGGACGAGUUCAACUAUCAUCUCCUUUGGAAACAAAACAAGCCCGUGAUACAAAAGAAGCAAAGAGGAAGAAGAAAAUAUAUUGAGAAGAACUCUUAGAAUGGAGGGAGAAGCUGUGGCCACCGUCCUUCAAGUUGUUGUUCAAAACCUCAUCGACCAAGCCAAGAAUGACUACUUACUUGUCCGAGGCCUCAAAAAAGAAGCAGAAAAACUGACUGAGCGUUUGGGUACCCUCCAGAAAUUCUUGAACGAUGCAGAGAAGCAUACUAAUCCCGGUGAUGCUGUCAAAAGCUGGCUCAAGAAGCUUGAAAAUGCUGCAUUUGAUGCUGACAACGUUUUGGAUGAGUUCAGCUAUCAUCACCUCUGCAAACAAAUCAACCCCAUCAUGCCCAUCAUACCCAUGAAGCAAAAGGUGCUAUCAUGCUUCUCACCAUGUGUUAAUUUUUCACGUUCCCGAAGUAUGGCUCUUAGCAUCCAAGAAAUUAAUGAGGAUUUGGAGGUCAUUAACAAAGAGGCUGCUGACCUAGGCCUCACACAGAUUCUUGCCACCAAUGUGCCCACUUUGCCUGAUGCUGCUCGUGAAACAGCCUCAUCCACUCUUGAUCCAAUUUUUAUUGGAAGAGAUAAGGUCAUGUCAGAAAUAGUUAAAAAGCUUACCGAUUGUAUCACGUCUGAUGAAUGUGUUUCUGUCCAUGCCAUUGUGGGAAUGGGAGGAUUGGGGAAGACAACUUUGACUAGGAAAGUCUUUCAUCUUUUACAAGAAAAGAAACUGUUUGGAUCACAUAUUUGGGUGCAUGUUUCUCAAAUUUUUGUACCAACUGCUCUUCUCAAGAAAAUUCUCAAAGAGUUGGCUCCUCAAAAGGUUGAAGCUGAGAUGAGUAAGCAAGAUAUUACGAAAAUUCUGAAAGAAGUUUUGAAAGAUAAAACUUAUCUACUGAUUCUUGAUGAUACAUGGAAUGAAGAUCUUCCCACAUGGGAAGAAGGUUUCUUCGAUUCCUUGUUGGGUGCUACUUCUACUAAGGGUAAUGCGAUUGUUGUUACCACAAGAAAGAAGAAGGUUGCUUCAACUGUUAGGGCACUUCCUACACAUGAGCUUGAAGGAUUAUCAAACAAAGAAUGUUGGGCAAUAAUCAAAGAGAAAACCUUUGGAAAAGAGGAUGUUCCUUUGGGAUUUGAGGCCAUUGGGAUGGAGAUUGCAGAAAAAUGUCAAGGUUUGCCUUUAGCUGCCAGGGUAGUCGGUGGAGUACUACGCGAUAAAAAAUCUGAAGAAGAAUGGCGCUCGAUCAAAGAGAAUUGGCUUUCACAAGAUGAAGGAAAUUAUAUCACAAAGAUAUUGAAGUUGAGCUUUGAUAAUUUGUCUCUACCAUCACUCAAGAAGUGUUUUGCAUAUUGUUCGAUUUUUCCGAAAGGUCAUAGAAUUGAAAGGCAGAUAUUGAUUGAGUAUUGGAUGGCAGAAGGAUUUCUCGUAGGCAACGACAUGGAAUCUGUGGGAGACAACUUUAUCAAUGUUCUUCUACACAACUCUUUACUGCAAAUUGCAGAAAGAGAUGAUUAUGGAAAUGUGGAAAGUUGUGUGAUGCACGAUCUUGUGCAUGAUCUUGCAUCUUCUGUUUUAGCCGGUUCUCAUAAUGCAGAUGGCAUAUCCCCAGUUCGAUACAUGAGUCUUGAAGAAAAUUCAAUUGAUGUCCUAAAACAAAAUGCAAAAUAUUUGCGGACUCUAUUAUCCAUGGAUCAUAGCAUCAUGUUCUCAGACUUUCAAAGUGUUCGUGUUUUAACUUUGGGAAGUGAUACAGUUGAGGAGUUGCCAAGUUCAAUCAUGAAGUUGAUACAUUUGAGAGUUCUUGAUAUUAACAAAUCGAGAAUUAAAUAUCUUCCGGAUUGGAUUGGUAAACUCAUUCACUUGCAAACAUUGAGAGCAGAGAAUUAUUUUUUAAAGAAACUUCCAAGUACUUUGAAGUACUUGACUAAUUUAAGGCAUCUUUAUAUUAGUGAUGGUGUAGAGUUGCCUGCUGAGAUUGGGAGAUUAACUUCUCUCCAAACACUGGAGUAUUUUGAAGUUGGUGACAAAGAUGGAUGGAAAAUCGAAGAGCUCGGAAGUUUGAAUGAUCUCAAAGGAAAGCUGAAAUUUCAAAGCUUGAAAGGGUUGAUAACAAGGAAGAGGCUGAGAAAGCAAGUCUAUCUGCCAAGUCAAAAUUAUUGGAGUUGUGUUUGACAUGGGGUGAAAAUAGAGAAGGUGAAAUUACAAGUGAUGAGAAUGUGUUGGAAGGGCUUCAACCUCACACAAAUUUGAAGAAGUUAGGGAUUGAAGGAUACAAGGGAAAACGAUUUCCAUUAUGGACUCGAAAGAUGGAAGUUGAAAAAGUGGGUGAAAUCUCUUGUGUACCACUUAACAAUUUGACUGAGAUAUAUCUCGUACACUGCUAUAAAUGUGAAGAAAUCCCAAUGUUGGGGCAGUUGCCAAAUCUCAGUGACUCUCCGAUUGGAAGAACUGAGGCUAAUGUGAAGUCCAUAAAUUCUUCAUUCUAUGGAUUAGAGAAAGGGGAGACACGUAUUGUUUUUCCAGCUCUCAAAAUACUCGAAUUGGCGUCAAUGGUAUGAGCUAACAGAGUGGGCAGAAGUAGAAUCAAGUGACGUCAAGGUAUUUCCUCAGCUCCAACGCUUGAAGAUAGAGUAGUGCCCCAAAUUGAAAGGAUUUCCACGUGAAAUGAUAGGAUCCUCGCUCGAGAAACUGGUGUUGGACAGUAUGAGUAGCCUAGAGAAUCUACCUGGAAUAAUUGAUUGCCUCAGUUUGAUGAAGUUGAAGAUAAAGACGUGUUCAAAUUUGAAGGAGUUGAUUAUAAAGGAGUGUCCAAAUUUGAAGGAGUUAGAUAUAUAUGAAGUGUCCAGAUCUGAAGGAGUUGAUUAUAAAGGAGUUUCCAAAUUUGAAGGACGUUGUUUAUAAGGUAUUGUCGAAAUUUGAAGGAGUUGAUUAUAAAGGAGUGUCCAAAUUUGAAUGUGUUGUUUAUAAGUGAUUGUCCAAAUUUGAAGGAGUUGAUUACAAAGGAGUGUCCAAAUUUGAAGAAGUUAGAUAUAUAUGGGUGUCCACAUAUGAAGGAGUUGAUUAUAAAGGAGUGCCUCGAAAGCUUGAAAAUUGGGGAUGCAAUGCUUUGCUGUAUAUUCCAUGUCAAAUGAUAGGAUCCCCGCUCAAGACUCUGUUGUUGGACAGUGUGAGUAGCCUAAAGAAUCUACCUGAAAUAAUUGAGUGCCUCCGAAAAUCGCCCCAUCUAAAAGAUUUGAUAAUUAGGGGUGCUCCUCAAUUCAUGCCCACUUGUUUAGUUGAUAUCCUACCUUCUUUUAAUAGCUUGGAAUGGUUGGAAUUAGAUGCAAGUAUGGGGGGAUCAAUUGAGAGUGUUCAUGCCUUAUUGCAAGCAUGCAGACGCAGCUCCCACUCACUUCGACGUUUAACAUUGAAGGGGAUCAAAGUUAGUACUUGGGUAAAUCUGGUGGAAUCACUUCAACAUUUUACUAGUCUUUAUAACUUGGAGUUGGAGACUAUUGUAAUGGACAGCUUACCUCAAUGGUUAAAGUGUAUGAAUGCAAGGUGUCGCUGGGAUUACAAAAGAUUGUAUAUCAUUAAUGGAGAACAAAUAUAUAUGCCGUUCACGGAAAUACGUGCAUUGCUGAAUUCGGGUAACCCUGCAGCUGAAUUAGAAGAAGUUGAAGAUGAAGUUGAAGAAGAAGCUGAAGUUGAAGCUA